This is a messenger RNA of Clonostachys rhizophaga, 777 nucleotides long. NCBI's taxonomy places the organism in Eukaryota, Fungi, Ascomycota, Sordariomycetes, Hypocreales, Bionectriaceae. The record is from the annotation of a GenBank genome assembly.
AUGAUGGCAACUCAGCCAUCACAAGCCGACCCUGAGGCUACACAAGAGGCAGCCCAGACCGGGCAGGGAGCAAACACGACAAUUCUCAACUUUGUCUAUCGCCGGAAGGGGCACCUAGCGGCCCGCAACGCCCAACCCGGCUCAGUCCAAGUCGAGACACGCGUCUUUGAAUUGGAAAAGGACUUCACGCACCUCCUUGACGUUGCUGGUUGCCCCCCUGACGUGAACCUGCGGGCCGUGACGAGACACCUCCCAGAUUUCAACCGAUAUGUCUGGACUAUUCUCAAAGACACCUCGGUAUCUAUGUGGCACAUGUACUUCACGUCGACACAAGCAGUCGGCCUCUUCCGUACUCUGGGCAGCAAAAUCGUUUUGAGUUAUAACGACCACGCUGCCGAGCUCGAGUUCUGGGAUGCGGGUACAGAUCUGCUGUACUCCGCGGUACUCGAGACCAUAGCAAAGCCUGUGCGAGCUCCUAGACAGCAGCGACAGACCAUCAAACCUGACAUCGAAUCAGUGUACAGACCUCUGUCGGAUGUCUACCUCGAUCAUAAACCUAAGACCUCCCGCCCGUCCACCAAGAAGAUUGACAAAGUCAAAGAAAAGACAAGGGGCCAACCAAGCAUGACACCCACCAUCACUGAGACCGAGGAAGCAAUUCCAGACGAGGAUGAUAUCGAAGUCGAAAAGGUUCCAGUGAAUGAGCGGACUCUGGGGGUAUUCAGGACUCUCUUUUUUGACCCAUCGACGAGAACAACACUCGGUGAAAUAUCGUAG